Caenorhabditis elegans is the source of this 1807-nucleotide messenger RNA. It is a transcript of the gene T03G6.3, whose product is annotated as Ectonucleotide pyrophosphatase/phosphodiesterase family member 6. Bases 1 to 1398 code for a protein of 465 amino acids. Lineage: Eukaryota; Metazoa; Nematoda; Chromadorea; Rhabditida; Rhabditidae. The record is from RefSeq and is marked reviewed. The transcript has 10 exons.
AUGAAUCUAGUGUUGAUUCUACUUGGGUUGGUAUUGGGAUCAGCUGCUCGCGAUCCAAUUGGACAAAACCUAAUUGUCAUUCUGGCCGAUGGUUACGGAGCAACUCUCUUGAACAACACAAAACCAGAUGCUACUUUUGGUAUUCGUCACCUUGCCACAAACGGAGUCCAGGUUGACUACGUAACACCUUCGUUUCCAACUCAUACUUGGCCACAAUGGAUGAGUUUAUCAACUGGACUCUACACCGAAAAUCAUGGAUUCACCGCAGAUUAUAUGUGGGAUCGCAAAACAAACUUCACUUUCGAACGAGGAACAGGACCAAAUGAUACUGAAGACGUGUGGUGGGAUGAUGCAAAAGCACCCCUCUGGUACACUGCCGGAAAAGCUGGAGUAGACGUUCAUUGUUAUUGGUUUGCACAUUGCCAUAGAGCCUUUUAUGACAUGGUUGUACAAGUUCCUGAGAAGCGUUGGGCAAACCUUGAUGACCAACAUCAGACUGAUAAUUUGAGAGACAUCUUCCCAGAGAUUGCGAACAGAAUCUCAAAAUAUCAAGUUUACAAGCAACAAAUGUUCCUUAUUCGAUAUGCAAACAUUGGAAACGCCCAGAAAGAACAUGGUCCAGAAUCGGACGAAGUUGAACAAGAAGUUGCACGAUUUGAUCUCUAUAUCAAUGAGCUUCAGCAACUGCUUGAGGAUCGCGGAUUGUUCUCUUCAACCAACUUGGUUGUUAUGUCUGAUCAUGGAUAUACACCACUACAGAAAGAAGAACAAUUCUUUAUGGAACAAUGUCUUCCAGAUUAUUCUUUGGUGAAAAAAGUCGUAAAUUCACACAGCAUGAUCAUGGUUUUCACGAACCCUGAAGAUGAGGGAACUGUUCACUACGAGUUCAGCGUGUGCGAAGUGUGGUCACCAAUGGGAGACUACGACGAGAACGACACUCCAUUCGUGAAGACAUACAGAAUGUCUGAAUUGCCCGACGAUCUUCACUGGAAAAACUCGCGGUUUAUGAGUGGUGUUGUACUGAUUACAAAGCCAGGAACAAGUGUUGUGACAAAAGAACUUCCAACUGUUCCACACAGCGGUGACCCAACAAUUGACGCAAAACAAGCGUCCGGCUGGGAGCCAUACCACGACGAUAUGAAAGGAAUCUUUGUUGCUCGGGGACCAGCAUUCAGAGAAAACGAACGAUUCGGCCCAAUCGAAAUCGUCGAUGUCUAUCAGAUGCUCUUGAACAUUCUGAGUAUAGAACCUGCUCACCCACACAAUGGAACAUGGACAAACGUUGAAAAUAUGUUGAGUGAAGGAUGGGAGAACCGUGGUCCAGUCGAUAGCUCGGCUUUUCGGUCAUCUGGCACACUUCUGUGCUCUAUUUUUGUGCUUUUGCACUUCUUCUUCUAGUUUCUUUUCUCUACUUCUUUUUAAGAUAUAUUAAAGUUAUUUGUAAGUGUGUACGAGAGACCAGACCGUUUCUCAACUAACAUUUCCCCUUUACCACCUUCCAGUUCUUUCCGUUUCUUAUCGUUUUUAGUAAUAAGAAAUACGCUCAAAAACUGCCUUAGAGUUUGUGUUCGUUUCCCAGCAUUUCCACGUCAUUUACAUAAUUGUUCGCUUACCACAGAAGCCCGACUAGUGCAAUCUGCAAAUCAUCUAGAUGUCCUGUCGUUCUAUAAUCCCAUCUUUUUUUUUCUUUUUCAUCAUUCGUCUCAGAAUGAGAUAUUUAUAUUUUUCCCGGUUAUGUAACCUGUUUUUUUAAAAUCACAUUUCUAAUCACAAGUUUUUUUUUGAAAUAAACAAAUUAAAUACACUG